Messenger RNA from Tigriopus californicus, 762 nucleotides. RefSeq names its product galactosylceramide sulfotransferase-like. The record is from RefSeq and is a predicted model, not a curated record. Gene Ontology annotation, biological process: glycolipid biosynthetic process. Gene Ontology annotation, molecular function: galactosylceramide sulfotransferase activity. Gene Ontology annotation, cellular component: membrane. Lineage: Eukaryota; Metazoa; Arthropoda; Copepoda; Harpacticoida; Harpacticidae.
UAAUGUUCAGCAUCGUCUGCUCGUUUAUGCUUAUCGCAACGAUGUUAACGUGAUUCUUCCCCAAACCGGAAACUAUGUGAAUAAUCCCAAGCACAAAUAUGUGUUGGAUGAGCCAUUUCGUCUAGAGUGGCUUAAUGGAGUUUCUUGGCAUCGAGAUUUUGUCAAAAAUAACGAGUACGGUAUUCAAGCUCUUCACACCAAAUGGAAUUACACGGCAUAUAGAACGCUUUUAGGGCCCUCAGCCGUAUUUUCGACCAUAUUGAGAAACCCGGUUCACACCUUUGAAAGUCAGUAUUCAUACUAUGGUUUUGAGAGCCAUUAUCGUAUGAAUAUAUCUGAAUACUUGAAGCGACUGGAAAGAAAUCCAACCACAAGAUUUGAAAGAGACCCAAACAAACGUGGAUUAAAUCAGCAGAGCUGGGAUCUGGGUAUGAUGGGACCAGAUCUGGAAGACUCCAGGGUCAUUGAGGCCAAAAUCCAAUCCAUGGAUCAAGAGUUCGAUCUAGUCAUGAUCAAUGAGUUCAUGGAUGAGUCUUUGGUACUCUUGGCUAAUUUGUUAUGUCUGCCUCUUUCGACUAUGAGUGGGCUAAAAAUGAAUCAAAGGAAAUCAAAAGCCAAAAUGCAAGAUGAUGGCCAUAACUGAGUUAAACCUUAUCUCCUUGAUUCAAUCCAAGCAGAGAAGGAGGUGGUUAAAAUUGUUGUGAAAUUAGAAAAUAAAUGCUUCAAAAUGUUCCGUGGCUUUCACUAUUGUGACUACAAUUA